Molecule: messenger RNA, 1149 nt
Organism: Tachyglossus aculeatus (Australian echidna)
Lineage: Eukaryota; Metazoa; Chordata; Mammalia; Monotremata; Tachyglossidae
Gene: PPP1R1A
Product: protein phosphatase 1 regulatory inhibitor subunit 1A
Exons: 5
Coding region: 87-713 (208 amino acids)
Biological process (GO): intracellular signal transduction
Cellular component (GO): cytoplasm
Molecular function (GO): protein phosphatase inhibitor activity
Source: RefSeq, a predicted model, not a curated record
CCACCCACCUCCACAAUUCUUCCCCUCGGCUCCCCCAACCCACUCCCCCGCUCUCGUUUGGCCCAGAGAGAGCCGCGGCGCUCGAGAUGGGGAGGGGGAUUCAGGAAGCUUGGGUUUCCAGCUCGUUGCCCUGGCGACCAUACAAGAUUAACGUGCUGCUACCUGAACAUCUGAGUCCGGAUUUUCCCCGGACCUCGGGCGGCCCGAGAAGCAGGACUGGGGCUUGUGAAAGCGAGAUCCCAGAGUCUCCCUCUCCCUCUCUCUCUUCCUCUCACCCCUUCGCAGAAAUCGAUGAAGACCGCGUCGCCAACCCCCUGCUCAAGUCGACUCUCACAAUGUCCCCGCGGCAGCGGAAGAAGGUCACGCGGACCACGCCCACUAUGAAAGAGCUUCAGCUGAUGGUCGAGCAUCACCUGUGCCAGCAGCAGGACGAACAAGAGGAGGGGGCGGCAGCGGGGGGCGCCACGGCCCCAGGUGGUCGGGGGAAGUGGGAUCCAGCGGCCGUGGUCCCGGAUCCCCCCGGCCAAGACGCUUUUACGGACGCCGAGACGAGGCUCAACCCUGCCGGGACGGCGGCCAAAGCAGGGCCAGAAGGUCCAGUCGCUGACCUCGCAGCUCCCGAGGCCGGCCGGGUGGAACCGUCCACAGAGCCGCCGACGCUGUAUAUACCACCGCGGGGGGAUCCGGGGGGCCUGGGGCCUGCCUCCCACUAGAUGUGGUAACUGAAGCCCAGAGAAGUGAAGUGACUUACCCAAGGUAACACAGCAGACAAGUGGUGGAGCCAGGAUUAGAACCCAUGACCUUCUGACACCCAGGCCCGUGCUCUAUCCACUACGCGAUGCUGCUUCUAGGUCAACCUGAUGGAGGAACGCAGGCAUCGCAGCAAUGGGAGUUGGGGGGAGACCAGGGAACAUCAGACUCCUUCGUUGGAACUUCGGACUGGGGGUCACAGACUUGGGCAUUGAUGCAAUGACCCCCGAGGGCCCCACUCUGACCAGUUCCAUCUCUCUCCACCCAUAGGCCCGAGGGAGACGGGGCCAGAGCUGCCCGCGGCCGGAGCCUGGGUGGGGAGGAGGGGGGCGAUGGCAUUCCCUGGCUGUUUCUUCACUUUGAGAAAAAUUCUGGUUUUAAAAAAAGAUAAAUUUGGAG